AUGGAGCGUCACGAUCAAAUCGUGGAAGAUAUCGCUGACAAAAUACGCACCUUCUACAAACUCGGACAGCCAUACCGAAUAUCACACGGCUCCUCCAGCAGUACUCGACCUCGCCAUGCACCAGACACCAACAUUAUCGACAUUGGUGUAUUAUCUCGAGUCAUUUCUGUCGAUACCGAUAAGAAGACAUGUCUAGUGGAACCCAAUGUUCCAAUGGAUCGGCUCGUCGAAGCAACAAUGCCGCAUGGGCUCGUACCUCCAGUCGUGAUGGAGUUCCCCGGGAUCACAGUCGGAGGUGGGUUUUCUGGAACGUCCGGUGAAAGCAGCUCUUUUCGCCAAGGCUUCUUCAACGAGACAGUUAAUUUUGUGGAGAUGAUACUCGGCAAUGGAGACGUGGUGAGGGCGUCAGACGGAGAACGGGAAGAUCUAUUCCAUGGAGCUGCUGGUGCCGCCGGGACAUUGGGUGUAACGACGCUGCUCGAGGUCCGACUUGUAGAGGCACAGAGAUUCGUGAAAACAACAUACCACCGGGUCAAAAGUGUUGCAACUGCCAUUUUGGAGACGAAGAAGCUUUGCGGCCGAUCAAAUGCUGACUAUAUCGACGGAAUAAUCUAUUCCAAAGACCAUGCAGUUAUCAUAACCGGGCAACUUACAAACUCCAAACCUCCAGACUCGUCUAUCAUGACCUUCAGUAACGCCGCAGACCCCUGGUUCUAUCUUCACGUACAAGAUAAGACAAAGGGUCUUUCAACCUCUUCAUCUGUCACUGAGUACAUCCCGCUCGGCGAAUAUCUUUUUCGCUACGACAGAGCAGCGUUUUGGGUUGGUCGUCAAGGCUAUACGUACUUCAAAAUCGUCCCAUUCACCAGAUUCUUUCGAUGGCUCUUGGACGACUACUCGCAUACCCGAACGCUAUACCACGCCCUUCACGCAAGUCGCAUCUCUGAUCAAUUUGUUGUCCAAGAUCUGGCUUUGCCUUAUCAUACAGCCGAGGAGUUUAUCAACUGGGUGGAUUCUGAACUUGGUAUAUGGCCACUGUGGGUAUGUCCUCUAAAGGAAACGAGGAUGCCGACAUUUCAUCCCGUCAAUGCAAAGCGUUCUGAAGGAUCUGAUAUAUCACAACCUAUGCUUAAUAUUGGUGUUUGGGGUUGGGGACCUUCGAAUCCCAAAGAGUUCAAAACCAAGAAUCGCUCCCUGGAGGAGAAGUUGGCAGAGCUUGGCGGCCGAAAGUGGCUAUACGCCCACACGAACUACACAGAAGAACAAUUUUGGGAACUUUACGAUCGGUCUUGGUAUGAAAGCCUGAGGGAGCGUUACUUUGCAACGACUCUUCCAACGGUGUAUGACAAAGUAAAGCAUAUGGACACGGAGCCGGAGGAGAGGUCGAUGAAGGGAUGGAGUUUGAAGGCGCUGUUACAUAAGUGGCCGAUUGGAGGACUUUAUGGAAUGGUUCUUGCGUUUUAUUCGGGGGACAUCAGUUUGCAUCGGAGGGCGACCUGGAAGUAUAAGAAGGAGUAG
Fusarium coffeatum is the source of this 1518-nucleotide messenger RNA. RefSeq lists its product as uncharacterized. The record is from RefSeq and is a predicted model, not a curated record. The coding region runs from base 1 to 1518 and encodes 505 amino acids. Gene Ontology annotation, molecular function: Delta24(24-1) sterol reductase activity; FAD binding. Gene Ontology annotation, cellular component: membrane; cytoplasm. NCBI's taxonomy places the organism in Eukaryota, Fungi, Ascomycota, Sordariomycetes, Hypocreales, Nectriaceae. The transcript has a single exon. Gene Ontology annotation, biological process: steroid metabolic process.